Solanum dulcamara is the source of this 1929-nucleotide messenger RNA. RefSeq lists its product as uncharacterized. Gene Ontology annotation, molecular function: zinc ion binding; nucleic acid binding. The transcript has 6 exons. NCBI's taxonomy places the organism in Eukaryota, Viridiplantae, Streptophyta, Magnoliopsida, Solanales, Solanaceae. The coding region runs from base 204 to 1610 and encodes 468 amino acids. The record is from RefSeq and is a predicted model, not a curated record.
UGUUUCCCAGUCGGAAAAAUAACAAAUUUGCUCAUUUUCUCACAAAUCUUCUUCUAACAACGCCGCUUUCAUACACACAGAGAGAGCAAAACCCUAGCCUGUCUCCCGAUUCCGGUAAGUAGGGCUUAGCCUUUUUUCCAUUUCGAAACAAAUAUCAAAUCAAUCGGUGAAUUUUGACUGCUUAAUUCAGGGUGUUCUUUGAUAUGUCUAGUAGGCAAGAUUCAGAUAUUGAUGAUGAUUUCAGUGACCUUUACAAGGAAUAUACUGGCCCUGUUAGAUCCAACACAAGUAAGGCACAAGAUAAAAUAGUGACAGAAAAAAGGCCUCAUGUUGGUUCAGAUGAGGAAGAAGAGGAUGCCCGCGACCCCAAUGCUGUCCCGACGGAUUUUACUAGCAGGGAGGCAAAGGUUUGGGAAGCUAAAUCCAAAGCUACUGAGAGAAACUGGAAGAAACGGAAGGAGGAAGAAAUGAUUUGUAAAAUAUGUGGAGAGUCAGGCCACUUUACUCAGGGAUGUCCAUCUACUCUCGGAGCGAGUCGCAAGUCUCAAGAUUUCUUUGAGAGAGUGCCUGCAAGGGAAAGCCAUGUGAAAGCUUUAUUCACCGAGAAAGUUGUAAAUCAAAUUGAGAAGGAUGUUGGCUGCAAAAUCAAAAUGGAGGAGAAGUUUAUUAUAGUCAGCGGGAAAGACAGACUGAUCCUAAGAAAAGGAGUGGAUGCUGUACAUAAAAUUAAAGAAGAGGCCGACAAAAAGGGUCCUUCUAGUUCUCAGGUGUCCAGAUCAAGGUCACCUGAGCGCCGAAGUCCUGUUAGCUCUCGUAUGGCACGUUCUGAUUCUCAGAGAUCCAAUAACAGCCCUCAGAGUGCAUCACAGUUGCACCAUAGGUUCGGAAGACAAGAGAAGGUUGUUGAUGAUCGCGGUCAUGAUGAUUUUCACAAAAUUGCAAGGGGUAGUUCACAAGCUUAUGGUAAUGAUGGAGCUAGAGGUCGAUCAAGCCUGUCAAAGUCUCCGGCACGCCCCGCUUAUGUGAGUAACUUGUAUAAUUCAUAUGAUGGUCAUGGUCAUGGUCAGGGAAGGGGUGUCUACAGGUCUGAUGGUUGCGAUUCAAGUAGACGUGGUUCUGACAUGAAAUCUAACCGUGAUUUUGACCGCCCCUCUGUUCCACAAUCCUUAGAGAAUGUUGAAUUGGAAUACCAAAAGGAUGCCAUAGAUCUGGGAAGAAUUCGGGACAAGGAAGAAGAUGAAGAGAAUCAGAAGCAUAGAGAGGCCAUCAGAGAAGUAAGAGAGAACUACAUGAAGAAAUUGGCCAUCCUUAGAGUUGAUCAUGCAAAGCAAUGGGAAGAGUUUCUUCAACUUGAUGCACUGAGGAGGCAACAGCUGGCAGGACAACGUAUGUCAGCCUCUGGUUUUGGCAGUUAUAAUCAACAGAGUCAUCAACAGUUUGAGAACUCUGCAGGUAAUCCACAUUAUUCUGGACCCAACAUACCAAUGGAACCAAGGGGAAGGUAUCCAAACCCUAUGGAUAACUACCAUCCAUCAAGGCCACAUGACAGUUACGACGACUUUCAGCGCCAGAGGCGUGAUGAUUUUGGGAAAGCCUAUAAUCGAUACUAGAUGGGUAGAUUGAAGUUUUUUGUGGACUUGAAAACUUUCAGGAUGCGAUGAAUCAGUCUGGGCAAGUUAUGUUUGGAGAUAGAGAAAGAUCAUGAGAGACGCUGAGUAUGGUAUCAUUGAUGUUGUAAAGACAAUUGAAUCAGGGUUCUUAUUUGGUUUUAGUGGUGGUACAUUUAUCUAGAUUAGUGAAGUUUGAGCUCUGGCGUGAGAUUUGAAAAUUCUUAAUAUCAUGGUAUACUUGCCUGCUUUUCAGUACUUUCAAUAUUGCAUAUACUUCAAGAAGCUUUUGAUCAAAUGAUGAGUGAUACAAUUUUCAUAA